AUGAUUAUCGUGAUUUCACUGGGGACGGUCGUAUCAUCGAUCAUCAUCGCUAUUCAAAAGCGAGGCAGACUUGGUGAGAGGCUAUCGAAGCGAGUGCUCAGAAUCGCUAAAAUUCUCGCCUGUAUCACAUGUGCGACGGUGCCGCCACACAUUGAAAAAGAACGAUUUAUGGAAGCAUUCGACGUGUCGAUGCGAACAGCAGAGCUGGUAAAGCCGUCGAAGGCGACGACGGAGGCGUCAAAGAAGUGGAUGCACCUACGACGUGCCAAAAGCGGUGUCGCCGUGGUCUCCAACAAGAGCACUGAUCCCCACAUACACACUGCGAGCCCUGCAACAGAGAAGUCUACGGCCGUGAUGCCGUUGCCCACGCUUCCUUCUAGAGAUCUCUUCAACGACGAUAUACAUAGCGAUGGUUCGUCUCGACCCGCCACUGGAGAUUUGCCGAUACAAGCCGAUAAGGGCAACGUGUUCCAGCAACUUAAUACGCCCGUCCGGCAGAACAGACAACUGGCGUUAGCGGAAUUCGAAUGGCUGGCGAGUGUGGUGGAGCGAAGCUGCUUCGUGAUCUUCGUGCUUUGUUUCCUUGUCAUCACCGUGGGAAUCAAUUUCGUUGGAUUCAUACACUGGUACUCGGCCGGCCUUGAACAUUACGGCCGUUGA
Messenger RNA from Angiostrongylus costaricensis, 660 nucleotides. Lineage: Eukaryota; Metazoa; Nematoda; Chromadorea; Rhabditida; Metastrongylidae. The record is from the annotation of a GenBank genome assembly.